Triplophysa dalaica is the source of this 1256-nucleotide messenger RNA. RefSeq names its product protein kinase (cAMP-dependent, catalytic) inhibitor gamma (gene pkig). The transcript is spliced from 3 exons. Gene Ontology annotation, biological process: negative regulation of cAMP-dependent protein kinase activity. The coding region runs from base 329 to 562 and encodes 77 amino acids. Lineage: Eukaryota; Metazoa; Chordata; Actinopteri; Cypriniformes; Nemacheilidae. The record is from RefSeq and is a predicted model, not a curated record. Gene Ontology annotation, cellular component: cytoplasm; nucleus. Gene Ontology annotation, molecular function: cAMP-dependent protein kinase inhibitor activity.
GCACUAUUUUAUAAUGCACGCGAAGUGCUCUUAUUGGUGAGAGGAGGCGGAGUGUGAUUGGCUGCGGGAUAACUCCAUUUUGGAAACAGCUGUUUGAAGCCCUAUCCUUCUUUUCAUUGUGUUCAAUAGACUGUCAGAGUGUCGUUGGAUUUGACUGGGAUCUCACCCGUUUAUGUUUUUUUGUGGGAGCCGAUAUAUUGAGAAUUAGAAGUAAGCGGGAAGACCGAUCGGGAAUGAAUGGAAAUUCCAACAAAAAGUGGAUUGCGUAGUAACAAGUGGAAGAAAGUGAAGACGAUCGAGGUGUUAUGAGAGGGCAUAUCGUGAGGAGAUGAUGGACGUUGAGGCGUCAUACUCAGAUUUUAUAAACUGUGAUCGGACGGGUCGCAGGAACGCAGUGCCGGACAUCAAAGGAGAGGGUGUAACCGUGGGGACAGGGGAACUAACCAAAGACAUGGCUCAGAUGGACCUGAAAGCUGCAGAGGGAGGUGCUUCCGGACCUCCAGCCCCUGAAGCAGAGGCAUCUGGCAGCCAGGACAAUCAGGGCAAAGAGGGUCCGUCAUAAACACGAAGAAUGACCUAGAGGAGAGAAAACCCUGGGAGUUCUCUCCUGUCCUUAUCACAAACUCUCCUUAUCUUUGCUCAUUGGGCAGCAUUGAAGAGCUCCUCUCAUAGACUGCCUUUAAGGUGGAGCUCCACCCGUUGCGUGCGGUUGAGUGCCUAUUAGACGGGCGACGACACUGCCUUUGCAACACCACCACACGGGAUGGAUCCGACUAGGACUGCAUUAAGCGCUGAUGAGGGAAUAUUGUUUUUCUAUCUGAGGUCGAACAGAAGCACAGGAGUUUUGAUAAUUUUCCAUCCAAAACUUUAACUUGAACUGUUCAGACAAAUCCUCAGAGCUACAGUACACUAUAUCAAUCGUACCAAAUAUAGCCUUUUGUUGAAGUUUGUGAGCUGAUGGCUCAAUUUAACUUUCGUUUUUUUUUUAACAAUGACCACUACAGUUGAAGCAGGUCUGUUAUAGAAAGGAAAUCUAAAAUAUUUCCUGAGGUCAGAAGAUUUUUGUUUCUAUACUUCAUUAUAUACUGUAAUAGGCAACAUACUUAACAAUAUUUAUGUAGUAUCUGAGUUAUUGCUUUCUGCUCGUGGCACUGUUGUGGUUUUUGUCAAACUCUGAAACACAGUUCGUUGGAACACAUGGCAUUUAUAUUGUGAUUAUAAAUGUAAGUACCUCAAAAUAAACAGAAAUGACAUCA